CAAGCGGUCCUCCCCCACGGAGUUGGGGGGUAGGCGGGCUGUAAAUCAGAAAGCCUGGCUCCAGACACACAACACUCGGAUGCGAAGCACCGGAGAGUUGUUGUGGUGUUUUUUUUCCCCUCCAUGGAUGUUUUUAUUUCAGAAGUAAAAUGAGGUAUCCAGGCCCAUGCACCACACGCAGCUUCCCCGGGGCGGUGAUGGAGGUAUAGGCUGCAUGUGGAGGCUCCGGGUGGCCGCACCUCCUCCACCUCCUCCCGUCCGUCCUCGGGCUGCUGCCGGCGGCGGCGGCGGCUCCCUGCACCGGCGUCCCGGUCGUCUCAUGCGAAACACAGCGGUCCAAUUGCGGAGCUCCGGGUCCACGUCAUCCAAUGGUUAUUGCUUCUGCACCGGACCCCAGCCACAGGGCAUGGAUAUAUCUGAACUGGAGUUGGUUCAGAUAAUAAUUAUCCUGCUGGCGAUGACCGUCACGGUGGUCGUGUUGGUCUGCCUCCUCAUCUACUACCGCCUCUUCGCCUUGUCCCUCUUAGGCAGGCUGGGCGACACGCAGGACACACGACGGGAUGCCAACGGGUGGUCAAACAGUGUGCUGACUCAACAUGGCAACGGCGAAGCAAUCCUCCAAACCCCGGCGGCCUUCAUGCAGCGGCCUCUGCGUGGCUUGCAGCCCACCUACCCGUACAUUCCGCGGGAGGCAGUGGACCUGCCCCCCAUCAUCUGCUUACCAGACGGGGAAGAGCACAAGGGCCCGCACGGCUUCCAGCGCCGCACCCCGGAGCAGCAGCUGGAGUUGAGCCACUCCUGCAUCCGAGCUCCUCCCAACCGGAGCGUCCUGAGAAGCGACACGGCAGACGGUUACAUACGCGGCACAAGCGUGGAGGGGCUGCCGGAGCAACCCCCUCCCUCUUACAGUGUGACUAUGGAGGGCGGACUACAGAAAGGUCCUAAAAGAUUACAAACAAGUUGGCAUCCCGGAAGGAGCCUAACAUCCACUGAAACUGUUCUUCAUAACUCCUCCGUCACUUGAGAGACUUUUCUAUCAGAUAUUUUCUAUUAGGUGCUAAAAUAUCUCCUUCUGUUCGUGUCUAUUUUUAUAAGCUUCUCCAUGUGUGACAGACUCUGUCGGCCCCCAUGGGAAUGUACACUAGAAUGCAAGCUGACGUUGCACUUGAAAGCGGAAACGCUUCCGCUUUUUUUUUUUUUUUUAAUUCUUUUCCAUGUGAGAAGAGCUGCUACUGUAAAGUCGGUGCUUUUUGCUUCAGCCUGGCAUAUACUUGAUCACGUUUAACGCCCGAGGCAAGUUUCUGUUUUCGUUUUAUCAUUGGUGGCGCGCGGACGCCGCCGUCUCAAGCACUUUUGCCUCUGAAUAAACAAAAAGACAGGAAGGCGGAGGAGGACUCCGUAUAAGCCAUGCACAGCAAUACUCGAGCAGCUGAGCUAAAUCGAAGCUACAACUAUAGACGAAAUAUCCUUGUCGUUUACAUUUUCAUGUUAUUUAACAAAUAUUUUGUAUUUAAAAUGUUUAGCGGUUUACAAUAAAGGACUGAAACUGA
Messenger RNA from Nerophis ophidion (straightnose pipefish), 1550 nucleotides. RefSeq names its product protein TMEPAI-like. Bases 167 to 1024 code for a protein of 285 amino acids. The record is from RefSeq and is a predicted model, not a curated record. Gene Ontology annotation, biological process: negative regulation of transforming growth factor beta receptor signaling pathway. Gene Ontology annotation, cellular component: Golgi membrane; early endosome membrane. NCBI's taxonomy places the organism in Eukaryota, Metazoa, Chordata, Actinopteri, Syngnathiformes, Syngnathidae. The transcript is spliced from 4 exons. Gene Ontology annotation, molecular function: R-SMAD binding.